AUGUCACAAAAUCUCAAAUACCGGCCGAUCGAUGUGAGGCCUGGCUUAGCCUCUAGCCUUGUAAAUGUUAGACUGUGGCUGGAAGAUUGCCUACAGGAUCACAAGGGUUGUAUGAGUAGGAAGCUUACCUUGGCAAAGCUGCCGAAGAGAUUAAUUGAGAUUCUCAACGAAAGAGAUCUAAGCCUCGUCGAGGGGGUGGAUAAGGACUAG
Colletotrichum navitas is the source of this 210-nucleotide messenger RNA. RefSeq lists its product as uncharacterized. The coding region runs from base 1 to 210 and encodes 69 amino acids. The record is from RefSeq and is a predicted model, not a curated record. NCBI's taxonomy places the organism in Eukaryota, Fungi, Ascomycota, Sordariomycetes, Glomerellales, Glomerellaceae. The transcript has a single exon.